UUUCAUUACUAUUGCUUACCUCCGUUGACUGCACGAACGAUGGGCUGGCGCAGGACUCAGAGGAAGCUAUGGAGCAGGACCAAGAAUGCCGCCUACGCUCUGUCGCAGGCUCUCGACAUGCUCAAUCGCGCCGCCGUCUAUCCCCCCGUGCCAGGCUUGCAGGCCGGUAUCAGCUGUCCCUUGACAUUGUCGGGCAUGAUCCAGAUCUCGCGCGUGAAUACCAGAUACAUCAGCAAGUUAACCAAGGACAUGAAAGAUUUGACCGAGACGGUGAACAAGUACACAGAACUCAACGGACAGGAUAGAUUACCUGAGGUGGAAACAGCGGUCAGCGAGAUGCUCUCAUCAUGGGAUGCAAUCAAUGACCAGGCUGUGAAGAUCGAGUCAGGGCGCAAACCGCUGAGGGUAGUAGAUAAUACCAAGGAUCGUGACGUUAGAAGAGUCGCCGAAUUCUUGCGAGAUCUAUCCCGAACGAUCGAGGAGUUCACGGUAUGAAACCUCUUGCUUUCCCGUCUGAUAGAUAGCGAAUUGUUUUUUCGCCGUUGGGAGUGGCUUCCCACCGAGCUGCGCAACUACAUUUACGACCUCCUGCCGAGCAUCAACAGCAAACCCGGUUUCUCAGCACUGUCCCUAGUCUCGCAUGCCUGGUGCCGACACUUUCGUCCUCGCCUCUUUGCCUGGCUUACGCUGGAUACCGAGGGAGACUGUCGCACACUAUACGGCAUAGCGCGGUCCCCGCUGUCGGCCUGGCUUGCGGAGCACAUCGCCGUCCUGCAUUUCCACGAGACUGGCCCUCGUGGCUAUCCACUCUGGGCAGCUCUCCUCCGCCUCCUCCCCGCGUGCCGUUCCAUCCUGCAAAGGUUCAGUGACAAGCCUGUCCGCGUGUCACUGUCGCACAGCGCAGCUCUGAAGAGCUCGUUGCGGAGCAUCACCUCUUUGAAACUCGAAAAUUGCAACUUCCCGUCGUUCCCAAUCGUGCUCCGCAUACUGGGCGACAUUACCUGCCUGGAAAAAGUUCUCUUCGGCGGGGUCAGAUGGUCGGGUGACCGACUCACAACAGCUGACGCCACGAGCAACGUCUGCACGGGUGCCUUCAGCCGUGUCCGCUCAGUCAAGAUGUUUGGCUGCACGAACAACAUUGCAGUGCCCGCAUGGAUCCUGGCCACCGCGAGCACACGACACUCGUUCACCAGACGUCGAAUGGCAGGGCCAGCAGUCCCUGCAGAGACAUGGGCCCUCAUCGAGCUCAUUCAGACGUUCUUGGACGACAGCGAGCUCGGGCGUUCAAAUUUUUAUGUCAAUCGGGCAACUGCAGAUACUUGCAGCUUUGUUGGUUCUCUGCACCAGGGAAUGGAACCGUUCGCAUACAUGUCAGCCCAGGUUGUCAAGUCUGUACCUUCCGCCUGCAGAAACGAGGCCUGGUCUGUCCGCCAAAUCGUCCUCACUGACUCGGCCGAAAUCGAUUCGAAAUCGCACCAGUAUUUCCACUCUCGCGAUUGGUCCGCGCUCGCUCUCCUUCUGCCCGCAUUUCCACAAUUGCAACAGUUCCAAGUCCUCUGCGGGGAGAAACAUUCAGAAGAGGACUUUCGCGCUCUCUCUGACAAGGUCGCGGGGGCCGUGAACGACCAUACGCAUCCGCCUGUCACGCUUCAACAUGACCGUUACCUGCCAGACGGGACAUUCUUGCAGCCGGCGCUGUUUGAUCUAACCAAGGCGGAUGUGGAGGCAGGGCGAGAGUAUGCGACUUGGAGACGGCGACGCGCGGAGGAGAUAGAUGAGCAGACACGUUUACGCGCUGCACGCGAUUCCGACCCCAAGAGCGAAACGGAUUGACCGAUGGUUACUUCUCAUAUAUCUUGCGUCCCUGUCUAUCCUCGUUUGAUCAUCAUUAUCAGAAAUUCCACGGACCCUUAUGUUCCGUCUCGCAUUCGUCCUCUUGCAGCUCCCGCACUCGUAUGACCUAGUAGAUUCAAUAUUAAUGCUAUGGACUUACGUUAGUGAUGCUCACAUGACC
This is a messenger RNA of Phanerochaete carnosa HHB-10118-sp, 2014 nucleotides long. RefSeq lists its product as uncharacterized. Lineage: Eukaryota; Fungi; Basidiomycota; Agaricomycetes; Polyporales; Phanerochaetaceae. The transcript is spliced from 7 exons. Bases 1117 to 1833 code for a protein of 238 amino acids. The record is from RefSeq and is a predicted model, not a curated record.